AAACAUUUGAGGUCCUUUUACUUCACGUGUGCGUCUGCUGCUCUGCCAUCGUGAGAGGAAACCAUGCCGAAAUCAAAGAGAGACAAGAAAGUUUCGUUAACGAAAACAGCCAAGAAGGGACUGGAAUUAAAACAGAAACUAAUCGAGGAGUUACGGAAAUGUGUGGACACCUACAGAAACUUGUUCAUAUUCUCUGUGGAAAAUAUGAGGAAUAACAAACUGAAAGACAUCAGGACAGCAUGGAAACACAGCAGGUUCUUCUUUGGCAAAAAUAAAGUCAUGGUGAUCGCCUUGGGUAAAGGAGAAACAGACGAAUACAAAGAUAAUUUGCACAAGGUCACCAAAUAUCUACGGGGAGAAGUGGGAGUACUUUUCACAAAUAAAACAAAGGAUGAAGUACAAGAGUACUUCAGUCAUUUCAAAGAGGUGGAUUAUGCGAGGGCGGGCAACCAGGCACAGAUGGAUGUAACUCUGGAUGAGGGACCCCUGGAACAGUUUACUCACUCAAUGGAGCCCCAGCUGAGGCAAUUAGGACUCCCCACCGCACUCAAGAAAGGUGUUGUGACACUGCUCAAGGACCAUGAAGUCUGUAAGGAGGGAGACACACUGACUCCUGAGCAGGCUCGUAUUCUGAAACUCUUUGGCAUCGAGAUGGCAGAAUUCAAGGUGCAGAUCAAAUGUAUGUGGAACUCAGAAACGGGCGAGUUUGGGAACAUUGCUGGAGAAGAAGAGUCCAUGGAGGAUAAUGAGGAAGAUGAUGAUGCAGAAUGAAACGUCUACAAGGCAGCUUGUAAAUGGCAAUUUUUAAGUCAUCUUUGCCAACCUUCAACAGCAGAGGGACAUAGAAACCAUUCAUCCUGACCGCCAGUGCUGACCCGGGAGUUUUAGUAAUCUCCUUUUUCUGGCCAUUUGAUCAUCCCAAAACAUGAACUUCUGUCCAUCUUGAAUUUUAGCUUUGGAUUGAAUGUUUUCAGUAAAAACAGGAGCUUUGAGUCAAGAGACUUCAUGAUGUAUUUUGUGUAAUAACAAAUAUAGUGGAAAAAGUGCUAAACAUCA
This is a messenger RNA of Labrus bergylta (ballan wrasse), 1056 nucleotides long. RefSeq names its product MRT4 homolog, ribosome maturation factor (gene mrto4). Gene Ontology annotation, molecular function: RNA binding. The record is from RefSeq and is a predicted model, not a curated record. Gene Ontology annotation, cellular component: preribosome, large subunit precursor; nucleolus. Gene Ontology annotation, biological process: nuclear-transcribed mRNA catabolic process; ribosomal large subunit biogenesis; rRNA processing. Lineage: Eukaryota; Metazoa; Chordata; Actinopteri; Labriformes; Labridae.